This is a messenger RNA of Chelonus insularis, 2074 nucleotides long. RefSeq names its product damage-control phosphatase ARMT1-like. Gene Ontology annotation, cellular component: nucleus. Gene Ontology annotation, molecular function: phosphatase activity. The record is from RefSeq and is a predicted model, not a curated record. Gene Ontology annotation, biological process: DNA damage response. The coding region runs from base 675 to 2039 and encodes 454 amino acids. The transcript has 8 exons. Lineage: Eukaryota; Metazoa; Arthropoda; Insecta; Hymenoptera; Braconidae.
CACUCGGUGGUAUGUAGUAAUUAGCAACAUUGUUGCCAGUCCCUACACCAACGCGGAGUCUUCAUCUGUAGACAUCAAUUGCAUCCAACUAUUAUUUCAAUUUACGUUUGGAAUCAUAUUAGAAUGAUAUUCGUUUAAAUUAAAUCAGAGUUUAUAGAAUUAAGUAGUAUGAAUUCAGUUCUCGAGUACAUCUGCGAAUGAGUUAUGUUGUGAGUUUAUAAUUUUCAAGUUUCAGUUGUUGUUACAAAAACACUUUAGCCAAAGAUAAUUACUUAUUGCUCUUCUGAUUUCUUUCUCAUCAAACUGAACAACUAACAUUUACAUUAAAGUUCUGAUGCAUGCAAUAUACUAGUUGUUGUAAGAAGUGGUAUUAUCAAUCUUGAACAAUCUCAAAGUAAUAUUAACCAACUUUUUGUCACAAAAAAUAUCGUCUUUGCUUGGAAUCUUAAGAUAGUGUCUACUUUAUAUGGUUGCAAGGAAGACAUUGUAAUGGAGUUCAUUUUCAAAGUUUGUAAAUUUGUCAUAUCUUUACGUUUGGAGACAUUUAAAAGGUUAUAUUGAGAUAUUGAUGAAUAAUUUUAUCUAAAAGAUAAUACAAAAUCUGGAAGGAAUUUAAACAAAUUCGUCACACUGGAGAUACUGCAUGUAAUAUCAAAAUCAAAUAUUUUGGUAAUAUGUCAUCAUCAGCACUAGACAUAAUGGGUCUUCAAGAUGCAUCUCCUCCAUUUGGAUCACAUCUGUCAGGAUUAUAUAAAAGAAGCUUCGCUUAUGUCACUCUAAAAGAUCGAGUACCUGUAACAGUAACUCGAAUUAUUGACCGAAUGAGCAGGAGUAAAGAUGAAAUUAUUGAGAAAUAUGGACAGGAUUCAGCAGAAGAAUUGAAACAAGUUAUUGGUGAUCUCAGUGAGUUAAAAAGUGAACUCAUGACUAAUAAGUUUUUAUCACGUUUAAAUAGUACUAAUACUGAAAAUAGCAAUGAUAUUAUUAAAUGGAAUAGAGAAAUUGAAAAUCAAAUUGAUAAAGGCAAACCACCAACAUGGUACAAUGCUACUUGGUUAUUUAGUGAAUGUUACAUGUAUCGACGAAUAGCACAAAUAUUUCAAGUAACCAAAACAUUAACUUCGUAUGACCCUUUUGAAAGUUUAAAAUAUGAAAGCUUCCAUCAAUCACUAGCACCAAUGUCAUCUUUAGCUAAAUUUAUAAACACACUUUUAAAUAAGACUGAAACUUAUUCACUUGAUGAACAAAAAACUGAUUUCAUUAAUUUACUCAAAAUGAAUCUUUGGGGAAACCAGUGUGAUUUAUCUUUAAGUGCUGGAGCAUCAAUACCUGUAGAAGACCAAAAUCCAUUCGACCAAAUUGCAGAAUUGGAAGAGAACCUUCUAAUUAACGAUAGUGAAUCAGUAUGGAAUCUGCUCAAUCAAGCUAAAGAAACAAGAAAGAAUAUUACAGUUGAUGUAAUAUUGGAUAAUGCAGGCUACGAACUUUUUACUGAUUUAUGUUUAGGAAUUUUUUUAACUAGUCAAAAUAUAGUUCAUAAAAUACGUUUUUAUGUAAAAAUGUUUCCUUGGUUCGUAAGUGAUACAAUGGAAAAAGACUUUUAUUGGAUGAUAGAUCAAUUAAAAAAUUCAUCAAACAAUAAUUUAAAAGCAAUGGGAGAAAAAUGCUUGGAAUAUUUAAAAUCUGAAAGAUGGUCUAUUGAAGUUGAAUCCUUCUGGACAGAACCAUUUGAUUUUUCAAAAAUGAAAACUGAAACACCGAAAUUAUAUAAUAAAUUAUCAGAAGCGGUUUUAAUAAUUACCAAGGGAGAUCUGAAUUAUCGAAAACUACUGGGAGACAUUAACUGGGAAUAUUCAACUAAAUUGAAAACUGCUUUGAGAGAAUUUCAACCGACUAACUUAAUUGCACUACGUACUGUAAAAGCAGAUUUGAUUGUUGGAAUAUCUUCUGAUAAAGCUGCUGAACUCUCUCAUAAAGAUCCGAACUGGAUGACUACUGGACAAUAUGGAAUCAUUAGUGCUGCUCUUAAUGAUUCGUAGACAUUAAAAUGUCAAAUGAAUGGAAUACCAAAAAA